Messenger RNA from Carassius carassius (crucian carp), 1877 nucleotides. Its product is annotated as zinc finger protein 704-like. Bases 215 to 1663 code for a protein of 482 amino acids. The record is from RefSeq and is a predicted model, not a curated record. Gene Ontology annotation, cellular component: nucleus. Gene Ontology annotation, molecular function: RNA polymerase II cis-regulatory region sequence-specific DNA binding; DNA-binding transcription factor activity. Gene Ontology annotation, biological process: regulation of transcription by RNA polymerase II. The transcript is spliced from 9 exons. NCBI's taxonomy places the organism in Eukaryota, Metazoa, Chordata, Actinopteri, Cypriniformes, Cyprinidae.
AUAGAGUGGGCGUGGUGUCAGGCUCGGCGAGAGAGAAAAGCAAAACAAUCAUUUUUAUCCAUUUUUACCGGCUGCUUUUAGAGUCCGUGGUGAAAUACACUCUCGGCAGGGAGUCGUAGUCUCUCAAUACUAUUAAAUGCAUCUUAUCCCGCGCAGCACUAAAAUCUACCGAGCGCUGGUGAUUUUGCUUUAGUCACAUUUGAUCCAGGUUAGAAUGAGUUCCAAGCGGCUCCUCGAGCAGCCUCGAGCCGGAGACAUCACGCGUGAAGGGGGCGAGCCCGUCACUGGGAAAGCGCUCAAAACAAACGCGCUGCACGAAGCUGCUUUAACGAACUUUGGCAAGGAAAUCUCUCCAAAUGGACAUUAUUAUACCCCAACGAGAGAGAGGCACUACAUUCAUAAGAAGUUUGCAUGUGGCAGAGAGGAGGACGAACAGAGCUCGGGUAGGGUCUUUAAACACGGCUGCCCUGCUCAUCGCCUGAUCCUGAAUGGCUUCAGGCUACAAGACCAAAUCCACAUGGAGGCUUGGAGCCCAUUGAGAGGGCCAGGGGAGCCAGGAUGUCGCCUGCCAUCUCCCGAGACACCGCACCCGCACACGUCCUCCAUCAUCCCCGUCCCACAUGACAGGAGGCCUUCUGGUCUUGCUGAUAAAGAGGUGAUGGCCGCCACCGUCCUGACCAUACUGUCCACCAGCCCAUUGGUGCUCAACCCUUCCACCGGUGCCUCAGGUGCAGAUUUGGCUGGUAAGGGCUGGAAGGAGAGCCUGUCUGCCAGCUACAGCAGCUCUACCAGUGGGAACUGGAGCUGGGACGCCAGCGACCAAUCAGUGCCCUCCACUCCGUCCCCGCCCCUCUCCAAUGAUCCCGGCAAGAGCUUCCUGCUUUCCUCCCAGAGUGAUGACAACAUUGAGGAAACCGAGAGUACACACUUCCUGUUCGAGGACCCCAUCCCCCGAAAAAGAAAGAACUCCAUGAAGGUGAUGUUUAAGUGUCUGUGGAAGAACUGUGAAAAAGUCCUCAGCACUUCCUCAGGGAUCCAGCGCCACAUCCGCACCGUGCACCUGGGGCGAAACGGAGAUUCUGACUACAGCGAUGGCGAGGAGGAUUUCUACUACUCUGAGAUCGAGGUGAACAUGGACACGCUUUCGGAGGGGCUGUCCAACCUCACGCCCACCUCUCCUACUACGUCCGGCCCGGCCCCCGUCUUCCCUGUCUUGACCUGUGAUGCGUCUCGAUCUGAGCCCGCCCGUAUGAUCCACACCCCCCUCAGCCAAUCAGCACCGUCGGCUCUGUGCCAUAUCCGCACUGACCACGCUUACCAGGCUACAACCCCUGUCAGCAUUCCCAGCAUGCCCUCUGAUCCGCCUCACAGUGAGGAUAGGAUCAGUGUAUCCUGGCAGUCGCCCCCUGUCAUUUAUAAAGCUCUACCGGGCCCGAUGACUCAGAUCCGCACUGUUAGCAUCGGUGAGAAGAGACAGCCUGUUAACCACACCACUGUCAGCAAAACACACGCCAACACCACCUCCACUGCCAAACCCACUACUGGAACCAGGAAACCGCGUGGCGAAGCCAAGAAGUGCCGAAAGGUGUAUGGCAUGGAGAAGAGGGACCUGUGGUGCACAGCGUGCCGCUGGAAGAAGGCCUGCCAGCGCUUCACUGACUGAGCUAUAUCCCUCACCCCACUAUAAAACGUGCUCUUUUAUUGCGGCUGUCCCAUGGACUGAGCGCCGGUGUCUCCUGAACACUCUCAGAGCGAACUUCACGAGCUGAUGUGUCCGUCUGAAGCAUGUGGCCUUUUUAAUGUCACUGAUUCCUCCAGGCCACCAGGGGUGCUCUUAUCCUACCGCUUCCAUGGUGGAACACUGAGACUUUCAUUCA